GGAGACACCAACACAAACUUAAUCUAUGUAAUAACCUACACAUCUCUCUCUAAAUCCAAUGGCUUAUCAGAUUGAUCAGAAGAUGAUUCACGAUCAAGAACCAAUGGCUGAGAUCAUGCCAAAUGUCAUAACGGCGAUGUCAUCUCUUCUACAAAGGGUGUCGGAGACGAACGACGAUCUGAGCCGUCCGUUCAGGGAGCACAAGAGGAUCUCAGCUUUCAAUGCAGUGACCAAACCUUCUAUAUCAAUCAGAAGCUAUAUGGAGAGGAUAUUCAAGUACGCAGAUUGCAGCGACUCGUGUUACAUAGUCGCGUAUAUAUAUUUGGAUCGGUUCAUACAAAAGCAGCCAUUGUUGCCCAUUGAUUCCUCUAAUGUCCAUAGACUCAUCAUCACCAGCGUCUUGGUCUCUGCUAAGUUCAUGGAUGACUUGUGUUACAAUAAUGCAUUCUAUGCGAAAGUUGGAGGAAUAACCACAGAGGAGAUGAACUUGUUAGAGCUGGACUUCUUAUUUGGAAUUGGAUUCCAAUUGAAUGUGACAAUUUCUACUUAUAAUGACUAUUGUUCUUCACUUCAAAGAGAGAUGGUUAUGAGGACGAUGUACUCUCCACUUUUGGAACCUGCUUUUUUAGUUAGAAGUUUUCAUAAGAAUCUUCUAAAGAAUUUGUACGACGAAGAUCAUCGUAAUAGUCAAGUCACCAGUGCUGUUUGAUACAUUGGAAUACUAGAUCAUCUAACAAAUGGAACCUUUUAACGGAAAUGUAACAAUUUUUUUGAGAACUUCAAAUUGAAUUCCAGUAAUAUGUAACCGAUUUUAAUAAAUGUUUUGGUUUCACUAU
This is a messenger RNA of Arabidopsis thaliana (thale cress), 836 nucleotides long. It is a transcript of the gene CYCP4;3, whose product is annotated as cyclin p4;3. The transcript is spliced from 2 exons. The record is from RefSeq and is marked reviewed. NCBI's taxonomy places the organism in Eukaryota, Viridiplantae, Streptophyta, Magnoliopsida, Brassicales, Brassicaceae. Gene Ontology annotation, molecular function: protein kinase binding. The coding region runs from base 59 to 709 and encodes 216 amino acids.